CCAGUGGUGACAAGAGCAGAGGCUGGGCUCAGAGCCGCCUCACGGAAGAACCCACUGCAGUCAGAAACGUGACACCAGAAAGGUUAUAAGUCACCCCCCACCCCCCUGUCCCCACCUGACGGGUCCCUUCCCAGCGUACCUCUGAGCGGCCGGCACCAUGGCAGGCGCCUCGGUGAAGGUUGCGGUGCGGGUCCGCCCCUUCAACUCCCGCGAGAUCAGCAAAGAAAGCAAGUGCAUCAUCCAGAUGACGGGGAACACAACUACCAUCCUUAACCCCAAGCAGCCCAAAGAGAACAAAAGCUUCAACUUUGAUUUCUCCUAUUGGUCACACACCUCGCCCGAGGACAUUAACUAUGCAUCGCAGCUGCAGGUGUACAAAGACAUUGGAGAGGAGAUGCUGCUUCAUGCCUUUGAGGGCUACAAUGUCUGCAUCUUUGCGUACGGCCAGACAGGGGCUGGGAAGUCCUACACCAUGAUGGGCAGGCAGGAGAAGGACCAGCAGGGCAUCAUCCCUCUGCUCUGCGAAGACCUCUUCACCAAAAUCAAUGACAGCAGCAAUGACAACGGCAUGGGUUACUCCGUGGAGGUAAGCUACAUGGAGAUUUACUGUGAACGCGUGCGGGACCUGCUAAACCCCAAAAAUAAGGGCAACUUACGAGUCAGGGAGCACCCACUGAUGGGGCCCUACGUGGAGGAUCUGUCUAAGCUAGCCGUCACCUCGUACAGUGACAUCCAAGACUUGAUGGACUCUGGGAACAAAGCCAGGACUGUGGCAGCCACAAACAUGAACGAGACCAGCAGCCGCUCUCACGCCGUGUUCAACAUCAUCUUCACCCAGAAAAGGAGUGAUGCAGAGACUGACAACACGUCUGAGAAGGUCAGCAAAAUCAGUUUAGUGGAUCUGGCUGGAAGCGAGAGAGCCGAUUCCACAGGGGCCAAGGGCACCAGGCUGAAGGAAGGAGCAAAUAUCAACAAAUCCCUGACCACCCUGGGGAAGGUCAUCUCUGCUUUGGCAGAAGUGGAUUCUGGUCCAAACAAGAACAAAAAGAAAAAGAAGGUGGAAAACUUCAUUCCAUACAGAGAUUCCGUGUUAACCUGGUUACUGAGAGAGAAUCUAGGUGGAAACUCUCGCACUGCGAUGGUGGCCGCCCUUAGCCCUGCUGACAUUAACUACGACGAGACCCUCAGCACACUCAGGUACGCUGACCGGGCCAAACAGAUCCGCUGCAAUGCAGUCAUCAACGAGGAUCCCAACAACCGUCUGGUGCGCGAGCUGAAGGAGGAGGUGUCCCGACUGAAGGACUUACUCUGCGCACAAGGCCUCGGGGACAUUAUUGAAACAUAUCCGGCUGCCGGCCCCAAGAUUGCUGGUUUGAAACUGACCAAUGCCAUGACGGGGAUGAGUCCCUCCCCCUCUCUGUCCGCCCUCUCCAGCCGAGCAGGCUCCAUCAACAGCCUUCAUGACCGCAUCAUGUUCAGCCCUGGCAGUGAGGAGGCCAUUGAGAGGCUGAAGGAAACUGAGAAAAUCAUUGCCGAGCUCAAUGAAACCUGGGAGGAGAAGCUUCGUCGCACAGAGGCCAUUCGAAUGGACAGGGAAGCACUUCUGGCUGAGAUGGGCGUGGCUAUGCGAGAAGAUGGAGGCACUGUGGGGGUCUUUUCACCCAAAAAGACACCCCACCUAGUGAACCUCAAUGAAGAUCCCCUGAUGUCAGAGUGCUUGCUGUACUACAUUAAAGAUGGAAUCACCAGGGUGGGCCGCGAGGAUGCUGGCCGGCGGCAGGACAUUGUCCUCAGUGGUCACUUCAUCCAGGACGAACACUGCAUCUUCACCAGUGCCAUGGGCCCGCUCAAUGAAGCAGUGGUAAUUCUCGAACCCUGUGAGGGGUCGGAGACCUAUGUCAACGGGAAGAGGGUGACCGAGUCCACCGUGCUCCGAUCAGGAAACCGCAUCAUCAUGGGGAAGAGCCACGUGUUCCGGUUCAACCACCCAGAGCAGGCCCGGCAAGAGAGGGAGCGAACGCCCUGUGCUGAGACCCCAGUGGAGCCUGUGGACUGGGCCUUCGCCCAGAGGGAGCUGCUGGAGAAACAGGGCAUCGACAUGAAGCAGGAGAUGGAGCAGAGGCUGCAAGAGCUUGAAGAUCAAUAUCGCAGGGAGAGAGAAGAGGCCAGCAACCUGCUGGAACAGCAGCGACUGGAUUAUGAGAGUAAACUGGAGGCCCUUCAGAGGCAGGUGGAUUCCCGUUAUUACCAAGAAACCACAGAAGAAGAGGAGGAGCCUGAAGAGGAAGUGCAAUGGUCGGAGCGGGAGACGGAGCUUGCGCUUUGGGCAUUCCGCAAGUGGAAGUGCUACCAGUUCACCUCCCUCAGGGACCUGCUGUGGGGGAAUGCCAUUUUUCUGAAGGAGGCUAACGCUAUCAGUGUGGAGCUGAAGAAAAAGGUUCAGUUCCAGUUUGUGCUGCUGACAGACACACUAUACUCCCCUUUGCCUCCUGACCUCCUGCCCCCCAACGCAGCCAAAGACCGGGAGAUACGCCCAUUCCCACGUACCAUCGUGGCAGUGGAGGUUCAGGACCAGAAGAACGGGGCCACUCACUACUGGACUCUGGAGAAGCUCAGGCAGAGGCUGGAGCUGAUGCGCGAGAUGUACGACCGGGCUGCUGAGGUCCCCAGCCACUCCAUUGAGGAUUGCGACAAUGUGAUGACGGGCGGGGACCCGUUCUACGACCGCUUUCCCUGGUUCCGCCUGGUAGGCAGCACCCCCAUUUUCAACACGUGCAUGAGCGAGCGCAUGACCAAUCUCACCCCCUCCCCCACCUUCUCCGACCCCGACUCUGACAUUACCGAGCUUGCCGACGAGCGGCAUUACGGGAAGGUGGAGGAGGAGGAUGAGUUGGAGGAGUUGGAGGAGUUGGUGGAUGAUGAUGAGGAGGAGGAGGAGUUGGAGGACCUGGACGAUGAGAUCUUUUUGGACGACCCGUGCUCGGAGCUGGGGGGAGAGGAGGGAGAGCGCUACCCGGGCUCCAGCGAAGGCCAGGAUCCCUUUUACGACCGCUCGCCUCUAUUCAGUGUAGUGGGAAGGGCCUUUGUGUAUCUCAGUAACCUGCUCUACCCCGUACCCCUGGUGCACCGGGUGGCCAUCGUGAGUGAGAAGGGCGAGGUCAAAGGCUUUCUAAGGGUUGCAGUGCAAGCCAUUUCAGCCGAUGAGGAGGCCCCCGACUACGGCUCUGGUGUGCGGCAGUCAGGAACCGCCAAGAUUUCCUUUGAAGACCAGCAAUUUGAGAAGUUUCAGACAGAGUCCUGCCCAACGGGCAUGUCCCGCUCUGGAACAUCCCAGGAGGAGCUGCGCAUCGUUGAAGGAGAGGGACAGAAUUCAGACACAGGCCCCACGGCAGACGAAGUCAACAAUAACACCUGUGGAGUGAACACAGAGGAAAUUGAGAGUCCCCUGAAGGCCAAUGUAGAGGGGCCUCUGGAAGGCGGUCUGGAGCACCUGAGGAUCGGAAGCGUCUUCACCUUCCGAGUGACGGUCCUUCAGGCCUCUAGCAUCUCCGCUGAGUAUGCAGACAUCUUCUGCCAGUUCAACUUCAUCCAUCGACACGACGAGGCCUUCUCCACAGAGCCACUGAAGAACACAGGCCGCGGCCCGCCUCUGGGCUUCUACCAUGUGCAGAACAUUGCAGUGGAGGUGACCAAAUCUUUUGUGGAGUACAUCAAGACUCAGCCCAUUGUAUUUGAGGUGUUUGGACACUACCAGAAGCAGCCUUUUCCACCACUUUGUAAAGAUCUCAUCAGCCCACUACGACCUACUAGAAGACAGUUUCCCAGAAUUAUGCCCUUGUCUAAACCAGUGCCUGCCACCAAACUGAGCACGCUGACCCGCCCCACAGCUGGGCCCUGCCACUGCAAGUAUGACCUCAUGGUGUUCUUCGAGAUCUGUGAGCUGGAAGCCAACGGAGACUACAUCCCUGCUGUAGUGGAUCACAGAGGAGGCAUGCCCUGCCACGGCACCUUCCUGCUACACCAGGGCAUUCAGAGGCGAAUCACAGUGACCAUUGUGCACGAAACAGGAAAUGACAUUGAGUGGAAGGAGGUCCGGGAGCUGGUUAUAGGUCGCAUUCGAAACACCCCUGAAGCCGACGAGACCAUCAUCGACCCCAACAUUCUGUCUCUCAACAUCCUCUCCGCGGGGUACAUCCGCCCCUCCCACGAUGACAGCAUUUCCUUGGGAAUAGACCAUAGGACCUUCUACCGUUUCGAGGCUGCCUGGGACAGCUCCAUGCACAACUCCCUGCAGCUGAACCGUGUCACACCUUACGGGGAGAAGAUCUACAUCACCCUCUCUGCUUACCUGGAAAUGGAGAGCUGCACUCAGCCCACAGUCAUCACCAAAGAUUUCUGCAUGGUGUUCUACUCCCGGGAUGCCAAGCUGCCCGCUUCCCGUUCCAUCCGGAACCUCUUCGGCAGCGGGCUGAAGGCGUCCGAGGGGAACCGCGUCACCGGCGUGUACGAGGUCAGGCUUUGCCACUUGGCUGACGCGGGCAGCCCAGGCAUGCAGAGGAGGCGCAGGCGGGUCCUGGACACCUCCGUGGCCUACGUACGCGGGGAGGAGAACCUGGCUGGCUGGAGGCCCCGUAGCGACAGCCUCAUUCUGGACCACCAAUGGGAGCUGGAGAAACUGAGUCUGCUGCAAGAGGUGGAGAAGACCCGGCACUACCUGCUGCUGCGAGAGAAGCUGGAGUCCACGCUGCUGAUUGGCCAGGACUCACUAUCGUCAUGCGGGAGCGAGGACCUGAGCGACUCCUCUCAGUCCUCCACCGACAGCAGCAGUGCCCUGGGGUCCAACGUGGCUCCGGAGAGCCCCAACGAGAGGCAGAGGGAGCUGGCUGCCAAGUGUCUGCGACUGCUCACCCACACCUUCAACAGGGAGUACAGCCAAGUGUGUAGCAGUGCCAGCGAGGGGAAGCUGUCUGAGAUGUCAGUGACACUACUGAGGGACACCUCGGGUUCCGCCCUGAGCACUCUGACCCCUUCCUCCACCUGCCCCUCACUCGUGGAAGGCGGCUACGCCAACGCUGAACUCAGAACCCCGGAGCUUCACUCCCGUGCUCUCACUCCAGAGCUGGACCCCCUCCUGGAGGGAGAGAUGAAGAAAUCCCCCAGCGGGGCUCUGGAGGCCAAGAUGAGAAUCCGUACCUUCGUCCCAGACAUUCAGGAAAUCCGCGUCAGCCCCAUCGUAUCGAAGAAAGGCUACCUGCACUUCCUGGAGCCGCACACCAACGGCUGGGUGAAGCGCUACGUGGUGGUACGCCGGCCGUACGUGUACAUUUACAACACUGAGAAGGACAGCAUGGAGAGGGCCAUCAUCAACCUGUCUACUGCCCAGGUGGAGUACAGCGAAGACCAGCAAGCCAUGCUGAAGACUCCCAAUACAUUUGCGGUGUGCACCGAGCAUCGUGGGAUACUCCUCCAAGCAAGUAACGACAAGGAGAUGCAUGACUGGCUGUACGCCUUUAAUCCUCUCCUAGCAGGGUCCAUCAGGUCAAAGCUUUCCAGGAGAAGAGCUGGGCAAAUGAGGAUGUAAAUCGACCUCCAAUCCUCUCCCCCCUUGUGAAAAAAAAAAAACAUGAUGAAGAAGAUUUAAGACUAACCAUGUAUAUAGAUCACUUGACCUAACACCACCUCUUCCCCCUGUGCUGAAUCUACCCACUCCUCCCCCCCAAUACCCUUUCGUAACCUGCCUGCUCCUGCACACGCUCAGUUCAGCACAAACGAACCAAGACAUUGCGCGAGGCCCAGCUGCCCUCCUCUUUGAUGUGUGUCAGGCUUUGUUACCGACGGCCGGUCAUCUGAAUAUCGUUCCCCUGGGUACCCAGAUAUCGCCUUACUGGAAUGUUCCCAGUCUGGUGAGAGAGGCAAGAGGGGAGGAAUGGUGUCUUUACUGUAUCAGUUCAUACUGUAGUUCCCAAAGUAGCUGCUUGUAUCGGCUUCAACAGUGUGUUGGUCUUUCCCUCGUCAUGCUGAAGGGAAAAGGAUGUGAGUCUACAAUGGUGUCAGUUGUCUCCCUCUACAGAGCUGUCCUUCCCUUCACGACAUACUGUACCACAUUUCACUUUGCAUUUGUUUCUCAAAGAAAACCCACAAACCACAUCAGUACCUCAGCUUCACUACAAUGAAUCUAAAACAGUGCACUCUUUGAGACAAGUGCAUACCAUUCAACCCAGAUUAUGGGUGUUUCAGUUGACCAAGCCAGAGUACUCAUUUCGCAUUUCCAUAUGAACUCGACUGAAUCAUCGUUCAUUGGAAAAUGCCUGAGGGUUGACAGAGCUGUCUCAAAAGCACACUGUCUCGUUUUUUGGUCAUUGUAGAACAUUCAAGAUUGUUUGCAUUGUUUUCCUAUUAAGACAUAGACACAAAGGGAGAAUUUGACAGCACAAAGAUUUUCAUUCUCUCACAUUGGCAUAGUGAUACCCCACAAUCCCUUUCUCUUGUUCUUGAUGAAACUUAAGGUUGUUCAAUUAACGCAAAUAAUACCCCGAUCGACUCAUUUUAUGGUGAGCGUAAGCUGCACUUCCACUAAAUUAACUUAUUUGCUCUGCUUGUUUUGAUUAGCAUAUUUUAAAACAGUAUUUGUGUUUUAGGGUUUAAAUAUUUAUUAAGCCAGAUAUUUAUUUACAUAAGCAUUUAUUUAAAUAUUUAUUUACAAAGACAUUUAUAUUUUUUAUUGAACUGUAGAAUGUUCUGCAUAAGGCACUUUUUAUCAUUUGUUUUCCUGUGAUUUUGCUCAUUCACAUUUUUAGAACCAAAAAAAUGCAACUAUUAAAAAAGGAAAGUUGCAGUGGAUUUAGCUGCUAUGUGAAAUGCUUAUGAAUGGAUGCAUUUGUUGUUCCUAAGAAUUUCAAUCAAAUUUUACAAGCAAUGCCUUCCCCACUACUCCAACAAAUCUAGCUAGCUUGAAACAUCUUACUGUGGGUGUAAUGUCUGGGUAUAGCAGGAUAGAGUACCCUAAAUUAUUAGCAUUCAUUAAUUUAUGUAUUCAAUAAUUUAUUUGAUUUCACACACAAGUCACCUAUUCUUGAUGGAUAAGUGGAGGAAAAAAAACGAUAACUCAGACACGCUGUAAGACUUGCAGAAAAAUUCUAUACCUCUUGAUCAGUGACAGAUUGAUUUCAUUAUAUGGCAAGACAUUGCAAAGCCUCCUUCAUUGCAGAAUAUGAUGGUAUAUUGGGUUUGUGAAGGUUGUGUGUCUAUACUUUGAUGGAUUUUGGUAGCAUUUCCUCUUUGUCACCGCUCUAACCUUCCAUGGUUUCACGACUCCCUUCUUCCGCUGCUGUGGUUCCCUUCUGUGCUCACAUCAGCCGACUUUGCCUCUUACCAUCACGUGGCAUGUAUAGUCCACCUUCCUUAUGUUUACAAAAUAUACAGUCUUUUUGUUGUAAUGAUAAGUUAUGAACUUGAUGUGCCUCUAUGAGUUGUCACAAAAUGGCAUUUUAUAAGCGUAUCCUAAAGUGACUAUCGAUUAAAGAUUUAUACAGUUGCAUACCGGCUUUGCACUUGAGACAUAUUGGCCCAUGUACUGUAUGCAUGCAUCCAGGUUCAGCUCCUGUGAACAAAGAUUGGCACGAGACCCGAUGGUUCUAAGUUUGGCUCCUUAUGUGAAGCUUGCAAACGGUCUUGGCUUUUCUCAAAGUUCACCUUUUUCUAGAUCAGCUCUUGAUCUUCGGCCAUGUAAUUUCAUGUGGCCUUUCUUUUUGCCUUGCCAUCCUGUGUACAUGGCUCAAACCAUCUGAUCCUCUCAGGGUGGAUUCAACAUGGCCCCUGGCUGGUAUGAACCAGUCACACUCAGAGAUUUUAAAGGAGCAGAAUGCCUUGGGGGGUCACAGUAGUUCCCUUCUUUGUAGACCUGCCUCAGAACUUAAAUAGAUUCCGCUUUUAGUUGAGUUGCAUGCAAAACUGCUAAAACGUACAUUUUCUUAUACUUCACUCCUGCAUGGAACAAUGGUCAACUAAACAUUCCUCAGUUUAGAUUUUUUCACCUGAUACACAGCCUAAUUGUGGCAAUAGAUUAUAGAAUAUCUUUUUUUUUUCAUUGUCACCCUCAUGACCUGAAAGAACAGACAGUGGUUUAUGAUAACGCAAGAUGGAGUGCGCUAGAAGUAUGAAAUUAUUCAAAUUGCUUGUCAAUAGAGUGCACCUACGAGAGAAAACAAGGCAGUCCUUGAGUUGCCGGAUGCAAUAUUUGUUCUUGUCAUUGACAGUGUCUUUGUUUCAUUAUGAGACUUUGUGCAAUCCACAAAGCACUUUUUACAAGUGGUCGCUGAAAAGGUUUUCAUCUUGAAAGAUGUCUUUACCUUUUUCAAGGGCUGUGCUCGGAGGGACAAACACUGUUACAUGGACAUGUCCUUAGCCAGGCAGCUAAUGGAGCAUGUCCUGGAAUGUUUGUCUUGUGUGUUUGCAGAGGAAUAUUAAUAAUAAGAUAUUCCUGACAGCACUGGGUAUUAGAGCGUGCCUAAGGCCAGCCAACCUAUAGAGCAUGCUCAGUUUGAGAGUUUGAGCACACUCUGGGAAAUGUAUGUCAAUGUGACGGCAAAUAAAAUAUCUCCGUUGGAUGUCAUGGUACUCAUACCCAAUGGAUGACUUGACAUGAUGUAAUAUUUUAUAAUAGAAGCAUUGCCAUCUUUGAGGAAUUUAGGAGGAAGAAAGAUAUUCAGAAUAUUGGCUGUUGUUGGUCUACAACAGAUACUUGACAUAGCAUAGUGUUUAUUUUCCCUCAUAAAUUUAGUGUUAAUAUUGCUGGGUGUAAUUUUGCAUGAGUUGUAAUAUCUGAGAGAGGUUUAAGAAAAUGUAUCAAUUUACGCAGUGUACAAAUUGUAACUGUCAAGACACAUGGCUGCAUCUGAAAGAUUAGAAGGCGAUGCUUUGUUCUGUGUCUUUGGUUCAGUUCAGUCUUUUACCGUAGAACUUUUCAAAUGUUUGGAUUAAUGCUACCUAAAGCUAGAAUUCAAGAAACUUUAGUCAAUUUUGUAUCUUAAAAAUGCAAACAAUAGCAUGCUGGUGGUAUCAAUUUAGACAUACAUACAUAGUUGCUGUUAUCAAAAUCUUCCAAUAUACAUCACAUUUAAUGAAUCCCCCUCUCCCUCUCUAAAUGUGAACUAAAUUAUCAGAUGAUGAAAUUCAACUAGCACGUCUAGUUUACUGUAUUGACAGUCGGAUGUUUGAUGGCCCUGACUUCUUGAGCAAAAGAGAUAUAGGUCAGAUAUAUUAGGAUAAGCAGCAUUCUUUAACCAACUGUAUAAUAUAGGUUGAUUACAUUUUGAUUGUACAUAUUGCAAAAUUUCGGCUCUUGUUGAGCAGUUUAUAGAAUUUCAGUCGUCGGGUGUAAUUAUUUUUUACCCAUUUGUGCUUUGGACUCAAAUUCCAGUGUAGUAGGAACUGCAUUAAAUACAUGUACAAUAUGGACUCAUAGCUUUGCAUGUGCUGCUAUACAUUGGCUUUGAGAUGUGAUCAGUUUUGUCAGCUCACCAAAAAAAAAAAAAGGAAAAUUAAAUAGAAAUAGGGCAUCAACCACGACAUUGGCCAUACGUUCUAUGCAACAGAUUUUCACGUCUUUUGCGGCAAGUGUACUUUUGAGGGGCUAAAAGAACAGGGUUUGUGGGCUGGGAGAGGUAUGCAGAUUUCUUUCAUUUUUUUGUAGAAGGUACUGUUCUGAGGUGUUCGCCAUUCUCGAAAAUGACAUCCUGAAGUGCACUGGGCACACGGAAUUGCUCCCAAUCUAUCCUAAAGUUGGAACACCUGCUAUAGCUCCCAGCAUGCACCUGUAGCUGUCAACAAUGUGCCCCAACCUUUUUCUUUUGAUAUUUCCGUGCUUCUCUAUCAGAACAGCAGCCCAAGGGCUCCUCUCAGCUCUGUAAACUAAAUGUGUCACGUUUCAAGCUCUUCUUCUUCAUCUAUUUUUUGCUCUGUAUAUAAACAUGAUUGCUGUGGACGGUGUAUUAUACAGCUCUAUCCCAUUUGUACCAUCCUGAAUGGGCAGUAGUUUAAUCAAUGUCUCAAACUAUUUGAGUGUUGGAGUCUUCAGAUGUUUGUGUACACUUAACACGUUGUCGGAUAUUAAAUAAACGUGAAUCUUAUGCAACA
Molecule: messenger RNA, 10134 nt
Organism: Conger conger (European conger)
Lineage: Eukaryota; Metazoa; Chordata; Actinopteri; Anguilliformes; Congridae
Gene: kif1ab
Product: kinesin family member 1Ab
Exons: 50
Coding region: 158-5581 (1807 amino acids)
Biological process (GO): microtubule-based movement
Molecular function (GO): ATP binding; microtubule binding; microtubule motor activity
Source: RefSeq, a predicted model, not a curated record